Messenger RNA from Teleopsis dalmanni, 1738 nucleotides. RefSeq names its product 5'-nucleotidase domain-containing protein 3-like. The coding region runs from base 70 to 1632 and encodes 520 amino acids. The record is from RefSeq and is a predicted model, not a curated record. The transcript has 8 exons. NCBI's taxonomy places the organism in Eukaryota, Metazoa, Arthropoda, Insecta, Diptera, Diopsidae. Gene Ontology annotation, molecular function: 5'-nucleotidase activity.
AGCAUCGAAGUGGGUUAUUUGUUUAUAUAUGUGUUGUAUAUAAAGUAGCGAAUUAAUCUAAUUCAUAAAAUGCUUCAUAAGUAUUUGAAAUUAAAUAAAUGCUUUUUGCGGGCUCAGUUAUAUCAUUCAAGCAAUGUGUAUUCUAAAUUAAUUUGUUCGAAUAAAUCAUAUUCUACUAAUGUCGAUAAGCAAGAGUCGUCAACCGAUUUUGAAUUGCUUUAUAAUAUCACCAAACAAAAAUUUAAAUCCAAAAAAUUGCCACCAAAUGUAAAUGCUAGAGGUGUCUUUGCAUGCAACGAACUAGACUUGAGCGAAGUGUCCGUCUAUGGAUUUGAUUAUGAUUACACGCUGGCGUGCUACAAACCAUGCCUUCAUGAUUUGCUGUAUAAUUUGGGUCGGGAAAUGUUAAUAAAGAAUUAUAAGUAUCCUAGCGAAAUUGCUGAUCUGGAAUAUAUACCAGGUUUCGCAGUGCGUGGUCUACACUAUGACAUUGAAAAAGGUUUACUGCUGAAACUGGACUCAUUUCUUCAAAUUCAAUUAGACUCAGUAUAUAGAGGCCGUACUAAAAUUUCAGACGAUGAAGUUUUAAAACUAUAUAAAAAUCGUAUAAUUCCUAUUGCUUACGUUGAGGGGCAAUCAAAAAAUUAUCAGCCUAACAUUAAGUCGAAAAUGGUCCAACUCGCUGAUCUGUUCUCUGUGCCUGAAAUGUGCUUAUUGUGCAAUGUUGCGGAAUAUUUUGAGAAAAAACACAUCGAUUAUCAUCCAGAAAUUUUAUUUCAUGAUAUAAAAUCGUCCGUGCAGUCCUGCCAUCCCUUAAUGCAUCGAAUCGUAAUGGAAAAUAUUGAUCAUUAUAUAGAAAAAAACGCAUUACUCCCUGUAUAUUUCGAGAAGCUUAUCAACGCGGGAAAAAAACUAUUUUUGGUGACGAAUAGUCCAUUUUCAUUUGUUGACCGUGGGAUGACCUUGUUAGCUGGUACAAAUUGGCGUAAUUAUUUUGAUGUCAUCAUCGUGCAAGCACGUAAACCAAAGUUCUUUACUGAUGAGUCGAGACCUAUUCGACUAUAUGAUGAAAAAACAAAGACUCACGUUUGGGACAGAGUUUCUAAUCUAGAAAAAGGGAAAAUUUAUUAUGAAGGUACUGUCAAGCAAUUACAAGAUUUAAGAGGCUGGCGUGGUCAUUCAGUCCUGUAUUUUGGUGAUCAUCCAUAUAGUGACUUAGCAGAUGUCACAUUAGAGCAUGGCUGGCGUACUGGCGCAAUUAUAAACGAACUCACUCAUGAAAUUAAUACUCUAAAUAAAGACAGUUUCAAAAUUAAUGCAAAUUGGCUUCAAAUGUUGACUCAGUUAAUUGAGGAGAAUCAAGAUAACGAAACGGAGGCAGCACAGAUCGCAUUAAAGAAAUGGACGGCAGAACGAGAUCAAUUGCGAAACAAAACCAAAAUGGUGUUUAAUAUGCAAUUUGGGAGCGUCUUUCGCACUUACCAUAAUCCAACAUACUUCUCACGGCGUUUAUUUCGCUUUGCUGAUGUUUACACCAGUGACAUAACGAAUUUAUUGAAUUUUUCAACAUCUCACACUUUUUAUCCACGCAGGGGCGUAAUGCCACAUGAAUAUACGUCGUAUUUUAUGUAAUUUCAAUACCCUUACUAUAUUAAGAUUAUUAUUAACUUGUGGUAGCGUUUUACGUUUAUUCAGGUAAAAGUUGUUAAAUAAAAGAUAAAAUAUGCAAAUCAUUAAA